UACUCUCUAUAAAUAGAGAGGGAUUCUCAACACGUUCAUCAACAACCCUAGUGCAUACAUAUUAAUAGUUACACAGUUCAAGAGACAAAAAAGGGAUCGCCUUAUAGCGAUUUGAAGUUCCAAAGAAAGUCUCUUCUACUUCUUAGUCUUUUGGUGAUCAUCCGCUAGCUUGCCCAAGCAUGGAGGGGUACCCAUUGGAGGCAUCAACUAAAGCUUUGGCUUUGGAGAGGCCAGGGUCCUUCGACCCUGUGGAGGCCAUUAAACAUGGCUUCCUCCACUUCAAGAGGGAGAAAUUCGACAAAUUCCCUGAAUUCUACGAAGAACUAGCCAAAGGUCAGAAUCCCAAGUUUAUGGUCUUUGCAUGCUCGGAUUCUCGAGUCAACCCGUCCCACGUCCUCAAUUUCCAUCCCGGCGACGCUUUCUCUUUCAGAAACAUAGCCAACAUGGUCCCACCUUAUGAUCAGACUAGGUACUCCGGAGUCGGGGCUGCCCUCGAAUAUGGAGUAAAGCACCUCGGGGUAGGGUUGUACCGCUGUUCAGAGUUGAACUGUAAAACGAACUUAACAGUUGAGUGCAUUCUUGUAUUUGGGCACAGUCUCUGUGGCGGCAUAGAGGGCCUCAUGUCCCUUCCGGCCGAUGGGUCCACAUCCACUGAUUUCAUCCAAGAUUGGGUCAAAAUUGGUUUACCUGCCAAAAACAAGGUCCUAGCAGAACAUGAAAAUGAGCCAUUCCCGAUUCAGUGUAAACACUGUGAGAAGGAGGCAGUGAACACAUCGUUAGCGAACCUGCUGAGCUACCCUUUUGUCAGGGACAGGUUGAUAAAGGGGACUCUGGCACUGAAGGGGGGCUACUACGACUUUGUCCACGGACGUUUCGAUCUCUGGGGGCUCGAGUUCAGGGUCCAUCAUGACCUCUCCAUAUGAAAUCUCUGCUAAUUUCGUCGGAUAAACUUUCUUUGCUUGCUGUGUGUCUUUAGUAUCCUCCUGCAAUAAGAAGUGACACAGAUCACUUCAAUGUGCUGUUGUUCCUCUGUUUCUAGAAUGAAUGAAAUAAAGCCACUAGCUAUCUUGUUUUCCACUUACAA
This is a messenger RNA of Punica granatum (pomegranate), 1084 nucleotides long. The record is from RefSeq and is a predicted model, not a curated record. Lineage: Eukaryota; Viridiplantae; Streptophyta; Magnoliopsida; Myrtales; Lythraceae.